GCUGGCGGGAAUCAGCUGGCGGUCACGUGACUCGCCGCCCUCCCGAGUGAGUGAGUGGUGGUGGCGGCGGCGUCGCUUUCACGUCUCCGCUUCGGUGGUGGUGGACGUCGCAACAACAACAACAAUAACAACAACAACAAAAACCUCCCCUCCUUGCCAUGUCCCACCCAUGGGCCGCCGCUGGUGGCGGCCAGGCACGUGGGAAUGGGGAUGACGAGUCUGGUGAUGAAUUUGGCGGCUUCGAGACGGCGGACCCUCUGCCUGAUGGGGGAGUUCCGGUUCCUUCUGCGGCCAUUCCUUGGGCAGCCUUUCCCGUGGGCAUGCCUCCAAGCGCCACCCCAGACAUCCUGCUGGACCAGUCUUCCUCGCCGCCUUUGGGACCCCUUCCCGAUGCCGCGGCUUCAAGCAUCGGCCCUCAAGCAGGCCUGUCUGACCUACACUCCUCUCUGCCAGCCUCUGUGAGCUCUUCUGGAGCGUCUGGUCCUGCCAGUCCGCCCGCAACCUCCCCACCUGACGCCAUCAUCAACGCAGCGGCCGUGCCAGGGCAGCAGCGGCGGCAAUCGGUGGAGGUGGACGCCGCCACUGCCGCCAAUGCCGCCACUGCUGCCACUGCCGCUGCUUCCACGGAAGAGGAGACACCACCGCCGGUGUCGGUGGGGCAGUUCGAGGCUCUGCUCGCCAAGCUCAGUCUGGCAGAGCAGGAGAAGCACCGGACACAACAGGUGUUGGAGGGCUUGCUGACGAGCAACGUGGGGCUGGAGCGACGUCUCGCUGAUGCCGAGGCGAAUGCGGCAGCCGACCAUCGCGUGCGCUAUACGGAGAUGCAGGAGAAACACCAGAAGGAGUUGGAGGAGCUCAGGACGGCUGGGCACGAGGCACUUGCCAUCAUCGUGGAGGAGUACAAGGCCCUGAGCGUGUCGGCAGUGCAGGAGGCCAACGAGGCCGGCGAGAGGCACGUUCGCUCCGCGUUGGAGACCCAGGUCCAGGCGUGCCAGGAGCUCAUGUCCGCACAGCAUGAGAGGCUGCGGGCCCUACUGGAGGAGUGCCGCUUGGCGUGUGAGGAGCGAAUCGCAGAGGCUCUGCAAGAACAGACGGCACAGCACAAGGCUGAGGUUGAGAAGUGCCUGGCAGAGGAGGUGCAGAAGAACGCGGAGGCAUUGAAAGCGGCGGUGGAGACCGAGCGGAGGGGGCUGCAGGCCGCCGUGGAUGAGGCCGUGGAGCGGGAGCGAGAGCGGAGCAAGGACGUCGAGGAGAGGCUUACGGCCAAGCUGCAUGACCUGUUUGCUCAGGAGAAGGGUGUCCUGCGCAAGGCUAUGCAGGAGGCCGUGCAGGAGGAGAGGGACAGGGGCCAGGAAGCCCUGGAGAGGGGAUUGCAGGAGGAGCGUGAGAAGAGCACCCAGGCAAUGCGGGAGGCCGCGGAGAGGACGCGCACGGACAUGCAGAGCUACCUCCAGGAGCAGAAACGGGCAGAACACGCGGGCCGACAGCGCAAUCUCGCCAGCCUGGAGCUCUUCCUGUCGUGCGCGCAACAGCAGCUGUCCACGCUCAUGCAGCCCCCGCCGCCUCCACUUGCGCCUCCUGCUUCCGCUGACGGUGCGAGCGUGAGCCCCGCGAUGGCGACGGCGACUGAGAUGGUGGCGCGUGGCUCCGUCCCGGCGGAGGUUGACCCGACGCCGCCGGCCGGGACCCACGAUGCAACGUGAGGGAGGAGUUGUCCACCCCCCGUCACCACCUCUCCUUCCCCUGAGAGGAGGAGGAGGAGGAGAAGGUAGCGGUUAGGGCAAAGCCGUGAUGUAUAACAGGAUCAUGAAAAUAAAUAAUUCCCAACAAUAGGAGCCUUACAAUCGAUGUGCAACUGGAAAACUUGACCGAGCGGCAUCAAUACAACUUUCAAUCUUCACACUUUAUUUCUUUAACGAUGCCUAUCUUAAAACUUAAGGCCCCUAUACGUAUAUAUUCAUCCAUUAAACAUUUUAAACCACGUAUUUAAAUUAGUAAUUAGGUUCAUCUGCAACCAUACACUCUGUCAAAUGUAUUUACUUAUCAUCUGUGAAAGCCAGGCUGAACAGGUUAAUUUUAAAUUAUUUUUUUAAACUUUGAAUGGUCAGGCAGUCCCCUUUCCUUACGAGGAAGGGAAUUCUACAACGUAGGAGCCGUGUAAGCAGAGGAACAACGCCCUAGAUCUUGACUUAAAGCUUUCGUGACUGCAGGAAUUAAUAUUCUUUGGGUUUCGGUAAAGUCACGUGGCUUUACCGAAAGACCCAAAGAAAACGCCCUCGAUGUUUGUAGUUGCGCCCUGUGGAUGUUUCGCGAUCCCUCAGUGGAUCGAAGCAGUCGGUAGGGGCAUUAGAGAGAAAGAUUAUCAUCAUUCUUCAAAAUAAUUAUCUUUCAAAUAGGGUCCCUGGCCGUGUGGGGCCUUAUAGGUCAUGAAACUCACCUUAGAAGGUGAUGCUCCAUCGGACUGGCAGCCAGUGCAGUGUGCGGAGCACAGACCUUGUAUGAUCGGUCCUACACGUACCAAUCAUUAACUUGGCAAACAACAUUCUACACCAGCUGCAGAUGAUUGACAUUAAGCCCCAUUAGCCCCUCGGGUAAAGGGCGUUGCAGUAGUUAAUGCGAGUGAUCACGAAGGUGUGAAACUAGGUGGGUCGAUCAACGGCGAGCGAUAAUCCUCAGGUAGACGAAAGAUGUCUAGACAGCAGCUCACACCGGUGAUUUCGAGGUCAAGCCGCCGUCAAAAACACUACCCGGAUUCCAUACUCAGCCUGGGGUAGUCAGCUGGACACCCCUGAGGGCUGUCCUGCCAACACACCCAUACUCUGACGAUCAGGGUCCAGCACCAACACCUCAAUAUUAUCAGGGUUCAAUCUCAACCAACUAUAACUCAUCCAGUCUUGGAUCUCAGAUGGGCAUUUGCUAAAAACCAUAAGAACAACUCCCUCCUCGGGUGCAAAGGACACAUACGGCUGUGCAUCAUCUGCAUGACAGUGAAAACUGAGCCCGUAAUGUCGAACAAUUUCGUCCAAUGAAAACAUAUACACCACAAUCAAUGUGGGUGUCGGCAUGGGGCUCUGUGGCAUCCCACAGGAUAGGGGGAAAGGAUCGUAGGAAUACAUUGCAGAAGCUUCUCCCUGUAUCUUAUCCUUGAGCAAAAAUCAACAUCAUCUCUGGACGUUAACAGCCAAUCUGCAGAUGUACUGCAUGCGCUGAAAUAGCACACCGGCAUUUGACAUGACAGUGUCAAAUGCUGCGGAGAGAUCCAGGAGGACCACGAUGGAAUGAGUCUUCUCAUCUCUCGAUAUAUGGAGGUCAUUAAGCACCCGAAUAAGGGCCAUUUCGGUGCCAUGCCUCUUUCUAAAUCGUGACUGGAAAGGAUCCUUGAUGGAAUCGAGGGCCUCUGUUACUGUUCUGUUAAAGGGCAAGCACAAGGUUCCCGGGAUCCAAACCUUCAUUUGCUAAGCCCGAUAGGUCCAGCACUGCCAUUAGGCCACCAGGGAUCAAACCCCUCAAGGGGCGGUACAGGCCUUUUUUGGGGGAGCCCAAAAACGGAACUUUAUGGUGUGAUGGUCUGACCAACCGACUUGUUCCACCACUAAGAUUUUUUUAAAGAUGUGUUUUUAGUUGGGACUUAAAGAUAUCAACACUGUCUGGGAACCUGAUCUCCACCAGUAGGGAGUUCCACAACCAUAGGGGCCACCACAGUAACCACCCAAUCACCCCAUGAAUGCAACCGAGAUUGAGGUAUAAUGUAAAAUAGAGGAAUAAAAAGAUGUACUGUCGUACUGCACAUCUUAAGUUCUCCAAUCCAGGUUCUUCUCACAGAAAUCUUGUUCUCCUGCUCAAACCGCUGGGAAUAAAUGUCCAGUAGAUCACAGAGUCCAAUCGGUGCUCGGGAGAAGACUCCCAAUUUAAUAGCAGGCCAACACCUCCAGUCUGAAUCAGCCCUCUGGCUGACUCCCAGAAGCAGCUGCGUGUGGUGCAGCACAGGGCGGAGGAGAAGCAGAUCAGUAGCACGGGCAUAACCAGCACGUAGAUUGUACAGCAGGCUUCACUCAGGAGCACAGGCAGCAGAUUAAAUAUACAGCAGGCUUUUCUCAUGAGGCUCCUCUCACAAGCACGGCCACGAGAUGGUUUGUGCGAGGCUCGUGGGCUUGAUGAGCACGUCGAGGAUGCCAUGGAAGGGCAGGCUCUUGAGGUGCACGUCGUGGUGCAUGGGGUGGCGCGUCCGGGUCGGGGGGGCGUCUGCACCGGCCGCUGCUUCGGGCGGCCUCGUAGCCGUAGAGUUGCGCAGCAGCUCCUGCUGCUGGACCGCUCGCACCAUCUUGCGGCCUGGAGCGAGCAGGGGCAAGCGGCGAGGCGGGGCUACCCACGUCGUAGGGCGUGUGCGUCUUAGACGAGGUUACGGCCGUGAUGGAAGGUGUCACGGGAGCCAGCUCGGUGUUUUGUGGUCGCUGUGCCUGAACGCACCGUGCGGUGCCGUGGCAGCCGUCGGCAUUAACUCGGUACCACAUGCUUCCACGGUUGUAUUUCGCCAAGGUCAUUAUCAACCAGUCCUCAUUAUUUUGCAGACAAGACCCUGGGCUUGUGAAGUCAGAUUUUGAGGAAAUGUGGCCUCCACGUGGUGUCCGUGGCGAGGAUGAGAUGGAAAUCAGCAACUGUUUCGGUGCAUAAACAGCAGCCUUACCGGCCUUAAUAGGUGCUCACUGGCAUGGAUGUCAGUGUAUUAUUUGAUUAAUCGAAUCGAGAAAUGAAUGCGGUGAAAUGUGUACAAAAAAACUGCUGAAUGUCAGGAUUUUUAAAAAAA
Petromyzon marinus (sea lamprey) is the source of this 4804-nucleotide messenger RNA. RefSeq names its product coiled-coil domain containing 91 (gene CCDC91). Gene Ontology annotation, biological process: Golgi to lysosome transport. The record is from RefSeq and is a predicted model, not a curated record. Gene Ontology annotation, cellular component: trans-Golgi network. Lineage: Eukaryota; Metazoa; Chordata; Hyperoartia; Petromyzontiformes; Petromyzontidae.